Molecule: messenger RNA, 3993 nt
Organism: Portunus trituberculatus (swimming crab)
Lineage: Eukaryota; Metazoa; Arthropoda; Malacostraca; Decapoda; Portunidae
Product: centrosomal protein of 152 kDa-like
Exons: 2
Coding region: 109-3990 (1293 amino acids)
Biological process (GO): centriole replication
Cellular component (GO): centrosome
Source: RefSeq, a predicted model, not a curated record
GUCACCGAGCCACCAUUAUUUGGCAUUAGGCGGGAAGACGUUGGUGGGAGCGGCGGACGUUUGAACUUGGGAUAACCUUUUCCUCCGGUCCCUUGUUCGGCCACGGUGAUGGAUAAUCCUGGACACAGUAUUUUUGCUGGUGGCAGCUUGCACCUAGAUGGCAUAGCUGCCAGGAAUGAGGAGGAGGACUUACAGAGGGAAGAGGAAGAGGAGGAGGAGAACAGGAGGAGGGAGAAAGAAAUACAGGACUUGUUAGUGAAUGCCUUUGAUGACUUGGAGGAAGAAGAGUCAUACACACAACAUUCUGCCUAUCCUUUUCCAGGCUCUGCUGGUGGUAGGGAGGACCAGGGCAAUGUUGGCAGUGGUAGGGAUGGAGGUGGUUAUGGUGGCAUGGGCAGCCCCAUGACGAGCUCAUAUGCACCACAGGCAUACCAUGAGGAUGUACAUAACUACCAGGAGUACCAAAGUGAUGUGUACCACCAGCAGAAUGCACAUCACAUGGGAGGAGAUUUGGAUGGCUCCUCAGAAGGUCGUGGAUCACUGGGAGGUGCUUCAUGUAGCAGCAGCAACAGUGUGACCCCCUGGAGUGAAGACAGUCGUGGUACUUCACCCACCAGGUUCAGCCCCCUGCAUGGCCACUUGAGUACAGGAUCUGCCCUGGAUGAUGCCACCAGUGGAGGAGAUCCAUAUGUCCCUGUAGGUGGGCAAGACUUCCAGGCAUCCCAUGUGGAGGUCUAUGCUACCAAUGAUCAUCAUGCAGGCCACUUUGAGGUGCAGGACAACCAGGAAAUGCUGAACCUCGAUGAUCAGUACAAACAGGCAGAGACUUCCUAUGACCAGCUGAAGCUCCUGUAUGAAGUGAGAGGCAGAGAGCUGGACCGUCAGAUGUCGGAAUACUCAAAGUUACAGUUUGAAAGUAACCGUGACAUCAGAUCUCUGCAGCAUCAGUUGAGUCUUCUGAGAUCAGAAAAUGAUGGUAAAUCAGCUAGUGUUAAGCAGCUUCAAAUUCUGUUAUCAGAGAAAGAGGAGAGAACAAAGGCACUAGUGACUGAUAUGAAAGAACUCCAGAGUAAGCUGUCAGCAACACAGGAUGAAAACAAAAAGCUUCAUCUACAAUUGGAGACUGCUGAGUCCACUAUCUCUAGCCUGGAGUGCCAAGUGUCAGAAUUGCAGGCAGUAGACAGUCUCAGUAGGAACCAAAAGCUGCAGGAGGAAUUCAUUCGCAAGUUACAGCAAGGAAAUCAGGAAGAAAAGGAUCUUCUACUGUCAAAGCUGCAUGAGUCCGAGAAGGAGGCUCAUACCUCACAGCAAGAAGUCAAGAGACUCCGAGAAGAACUGAAGAACAUGAGGAACUUAUACGAUGGAGCUGUGGUGCAGAAAUCAGAGACAGUGGCCAAGCUCAAUGUGAUGAUUGAGACCCUGAGGAAGCAGUAUGAGCAGCUCCUUCAAGCUCAUGACAGUCAAGAAACACUGAAAUUGGAGCUGAAGGUGAAGAGUCUGGAGGCCACCAACCAAAACCUGGAAGAACAAGCCUCCAUGCUUGACAUUGAACUCAAGAAGGCAAAAGAGGAUCUGAAGAGCUUUGAUAUGGCAAUGAAGUUGGGCAUCAUGAAAGACAUCUUGCCUACAGAGGACUCAAUGCUGGGCCUAGGCAUCAAGCAGGCCCUCACCUACAAUGACACCACUACCUCAGACACACACAAGAGAAGCAGUGGCACCAAGUAUGAGUUUCCCAAGGAUAAAGACAGUAUUGUGACAGUUCGUGAAGAGCUGAAGAAGAGCCUAAUGAUCAACAAGGCCAAAAGGGAAGAGAUUGCCUUGCUGAGAAAUGAUGUUCAGGAGAAGCAGGACAGGAUUAGGAAAGCCACCAGUGAUCUGCGGGAUGCACAUGCUGAGGUGAAGCAGUUGAAGGAACAGCUAUUGAGGCUCCAGAUGAAACAUGAUGAGAAGGAACUGAGAGAGAAAGACACCAGCCAAUUAGCAAAUAACAAGGAAAGAGAACUUCAGGUAGAAAAUAUUUCUCUACAACAAGAGAUGGCUUGCCUCUUGGCCUGUGUGAGAGACAGCAAGGUGCUUUAUGGCAACCUGAUGGAUGCUGUGAUGAGUGUUAAGGAUGGUGUGGUUCAUGACCAGGUAUCGACACUCUGUGCCAAGAUGGAUGAGUUGGUGCAUCACAUUGAGGCUGGAAGGAAGCUGUCAGCUGAGGUUGAGUGUCUCCAUGAAAUGCUCACAGAGAUGAGAAAAGAAAAUGCUGCACUUCAUCAGGCUCAAGCAGUAUGGGAGAAUAGAAUUGGAAACCUGGAAGUAAAGCUGAAGGUGUCAGGAAAGAUGAUUAUGAGGGCAGUCACUGAUCCUGAGAAGGCAAGUGAAAUCACUCCCUCUCUUGCCACACUCCAAAGGCUUCUUGCUGACCUUCAGGAGCUGGUGACAGAAGUAAAUCAAGAGAUUCAGGAAGCCAACUAUGAGAAGCUGAAGCUGCAGGACAGACUAGCAAAGUGCAAUCUGGAUUUGGAGAAGAUGAGAGACAAAAUUGCAAAGCUUGAAGAAGAAAAGGUUAACUUGAAGGGACAGUUUGCAUCUCUAGAGAAGGAUAAGAACAAAGAGAAAGAUGCUGAGUUGGAGUGUUACCAGAAAACUUACCUUAAGUUCCAUGAGGAAGCAAUGCAUGAGCUGGAGGCCAACGUCAAGGUGGAAUAUGAACAGAUAGUGACAGACUUGAAGAGGAAGAUGCACCAGCUGAAUGAGGAGAUAAAGGAGACCAAGGACUGUUAUAUUCAGGUGUGUCAGGAAAAGAACCAGUUAGAGGAAAGACUGGAGCAACUAAUGAGAAGCAGAUCUACACCUAUAGAAUCUCAGAGACUUCAGCAGGGUGCCAGAACUGCUCUCUCAACUCCAGAUUCUGGUGUUUGUGCUGAAGGUGUGACCCAGAGAGACCAAGUACAGGAGGUGAUGCUGCACAAGGAAAUUGAAACUCUCAAAGAGGAAUUGGCCUUUGUCAAAGAAAGAUACAAAGAACAGAGCAGGAAACUUGAGCAGGAAAUGGAUCAGGCUGCCCUCCCUCACAAGUACAGGAAGGAAGAUACAAUGAUGACAGGACAAGGAACCAGUGAGGCUGUUCAAGAAAUGGAAGAGACUUGUAGUAGGCUGGGAAGUGAGAAUAAAGAGUUGAGAGAAAAGUACAAAGAUCAGGAGGCUGAGAUUAUGAGGCUAAAAGAAAUAUUAUCUCAAGAGUCAGUGUCUGGAAUUAAAGGUGCCUGGCAGGCCAUUCUAGAGAGACAGCAAAAGCGAAUGGAUGAGGAGAAAAAGGAAUUGAGGGCAUAUUAUGGAAACAUCAUUGAGGAACUGCAGAAAAGGUAUACACAAAUAGAAUGUACAGAGAUAUCAAAGGGCAAGAUGAAGGAGCAGGAGAGUAACAUAAAUGACAAGAUCAGGAAGCAAGAGGACAUCAUCACAACUUUAAGGGCUGAGCUGGAGAAAGCACGAAAUGAAGUACAUGUGGAAGAGGAGGAGAGGGAGAAGGAGGUGAGGAAACUUACCAACCUGCUGCAAAACAAGGAGGAGGAAGUCCAGGACAAGCAAGAACAGAACAAUGUUAUCAGACUCGGCUUUCAGAAUUAUGUCAGAAAAGUGGAGGCUGAGCACAAGAGUUUGCAGGAAAAAGUGGAAAAGUUAGAGGCACAGCAAAAGGAGAAGGACAAGAAAUACAUCCAUCUAAAGUUGAAAUUUGAGAAGUACAAUGAAGUAAUUACCCAGAGAAAAUAUUACAAGAGUGAGCUGAACAGAUUGUGGGAUACUUAUGAGGGCACCAAGGUGUCAUUCAUUGUUCAGCUGCAGAAUGUCUUGGAGGAGGUGAAAGUAAUAUUUGAAAAGCAGGUGGAGGCAGUGAAGGAAACUCUUGGUGCUUUGAGUGGACCACAGGUGGCACAGGCCCUACAAGAACUCAGCCAGCUUUCUGCAUAUGUCAAGAAUUUUGAUUUGAAAAUAUCAUGAGGU